This is a messenger RNA of Penicillium expansum, 933 nucleotides long. Its product is annotated as NmrA/HSCARG family protein. The coding region runs from base 1 to 933 and encodes 310 amino acids. The transcript has a single exon. NCBI's taxonomy places the organism in Eukaryota, Fungi, Ascomycota, Eurotiomycetes, Eurotiales, Aspergillaceae. The record is from RefSeq and is a predicted model, not a curated record.
AUGGCCAAGGUCCUCGUUGUCUUCGGUGCCACUGGCAAUCAGGGCGGCUCUAUUAUUGAUUCUGUUAUCAACGACCCUGUCCUUGCCAAUGAGUAUCGAGUCCGAGCUGUUACCCGAAACACCUCUAGUCCCGCGGCGCUGGCUCUUAAACAAACGGGCAAAGUUGAUGUUGUUGAGGGUGAUGCGGAAGACACUUCAUCCUUGAAGCGAGUUCUUCAGGGUGCCCACACUAUCUACUCUCUCACAACUACUAUCUACGACGAGCGGCUAGAGGAACGUGAAUUGUCUCAAGGCAAGGCAAUCGCUGAUGCGGCUGUCGCUACUGGAGCACAGUUCCUCAUUUUCAGCACCCUCUGCCAUAUCACUCGUGUCUCCAGCGGGAAAUAUGACAAAGGCCGUCAUUUCGACUGCAAAGCCGAAGUUGAGGACUACAUCAGAACAUUACCCAUCAAAAGCGCAUUCUUCGCACCGGGCUCUUUCAUGCAAAAUUUCAGCACGAACAUGAAGCCGUACCCUGUUGGUGAUGGGACCUAUGCGCUGGCCAAUAUCAUUUCCCCCAAUGCCAAGCUGCCGCUCAUCAAUAUCGAGGACACUGGUAAAUAUGUGGCCGCCAUCCUCGCCAACCCCGACGAGUUUGAAGACAAGGUCCUUGCUGCUGCUACUCGGCUUUACACGAUGCAGGAAAUUGUAGAGAUCAUGAGUCAAAGCUUAGGAAAGAAGGUCGUUUACAAUCAACUUCCGGAGGCAGUGUUCCGCAACUUUUUGCCGCCCAACAUGGCCGACUAUUUGGUUCACAUGUUGCUGUAUAUCCAAGACUUUGGAUAUUAUGGCUCGGAAACCGACGACUUGGUGACAUGGACCGCGGCCAACGCCAGAGGCAAAUUGACCACCCUGGAGGAGUACUUUAAAACACACCCACUGAAUCUGGACUGA